GGAGAGCGGCCCGGGGGGAAAGGGCGGCAGGAGGGAUGGAUGCAUGGAUGUGUGCCCGUGUCCCCGCAUCCCCGCAUCCCCGCAUCCCCGGCCUCGCUGGCGCCGGCCGCCUCGCCCCGCGGCUCUCCGGGACCUGCCCCUCACGCCGGGGCCGCCCCCCGCCCGCGGCUUGUCCCGGCCCCUCAGGGAGCCCAGGGGCCGCCCGCCUUCCUGCCUACGGAGCAACGGCCGGGAGCGGGCCCGGCAUCGCGGCCGGCUCCACUCGGGGCACCCAGGGGCUUCUGCUCCGAGUUACCCCACGCUCCGCGUUGUCUGGCCGGCCCUCAUCCGUUUUCUCGGCGUUGGCGCGUUAGCCUCGGUUGUUGCUGCUUGUAUGGAAUUACCCCGAAUGAAAACUAGGAACCGGGCAGGAAGCGCGUAAAUAGCUUCAGAACGUCGGUUAGGUCGAAGCUUUGUGGGUGGCCGAGCAGCCCAGUGUUACCUUGGGAAAUUCCCAUUCCUGCUAAAAAGGCCGCUGCAGGCCCGGGCCGCGGGCAGCGAGAGCCCCGGCAGCCGUCGGGGAGCUGCGCUGGGGCUGGAGCGGCUCUGGGCCCGCACUGCAUUGCAGGGUUUCGUGCUCAUGCUGCUGGCCGGCCAUGGGCAGGAGGAGGGAAAACAAGCAGCAGUCUGCAGCCGCUCUCACCCAUGUAAAGCUUGUGAGAUACUGCGGUUUUCCUGCCGUGUUACUGCGUGUUGACAGAGAUAUUGGUAUUAACCUGACAGAUCCUAUGUUCAGAGGCAUCUACAGAGGAACACAAAAACAUCAAGAUGACUUUUCGGAUGUAGUAGAGAGAGCAGUCAAAGUUGGUGUUAAAAAGUUUUUGGUUACAGGUGGGAGCCUGCAAGAUAGUAAGGACGCAUUGCAGCUGGCGCAGACAAAUGACAUGUUUUACAGCACAGUUGGCUGCCAUCCUACACGCUGCGGAGAAUUCGAGCAGGGUAGCCCUGAACAGUAUUUAUCUGAGCUAAAAAAUCUGAUUGAGACAAAUAAGACAAAGGUAAUAGCUGUUGGAGAAUGUGGCUUAGAUUUUGAUAGAUUAGAAUUUUGCCCAAAGGACGUCCAGCUCAAGUAUUUUGAAAAACAAUUUGACCUGUCAGAGCAGACACAGCUGCCCAUGUUUCUUCACUGCAGAAACUCACAUGCGGAAUUUUUAGACAUCAUGAGAAGAAACCGAGAUAGAUUUGUGGGAGGGGUGGUACAUUCUUUUGAUGGCACAAAGGAAGAAGCAGCAGCUAUAAUAGACUUGGAUCUUUAUAUUGGAAUAAAUGGCUGUUCACUGAAAACAGAAGCCAACUUGGAAACACUGAAAUCGAUUCCUAGUGAACGGUUAAUGAUAGAGACUGAUGCACCUUGGUGUGGAGUGAAAAAUACUCAUGCUGGAUCAAAAUAUGUGAAAACCACCUUUCCUACAAAAAAGAAAUGGGAAAUAGGGCACUGCUUGAAGGACAGGAAUGAACCCUGCCAUAUCAUUCAAAUACUGGAAAUCAUGGCAGCAGUAAGAGAAGAUGACCCACUUGAGCUGGCCAACACUCUCUAUAACAACACUAUUAAAGUCUUCUUUCCAAAUGUAUAAAGUUGGUUUUCUUACAUUCAUUCAGCAUAACUUCACUAAAUAUAUUGCAAAGACUGAAGAUGAUCGUAUCUGCAAGUUCUUACCGACAGAAGCCAAUCUGUAGUGUGCUUGUUUUUUAUGGUACAAGAUUAAAGCUGCUUUGCACAGGUGGUUUGCAUCAGUGCCGUUUCUCAGCCCUGGUCCCCUCGUGGCAAGAUUGAGGAUGGAUUUCAAAGGCAGCCCCUGUCAGGAAGUCUUGCUGUGUGCCUGUGUGUGACCAGGUAAACACUGUGCUGCUGUGCACUUCCAGCUAGCCCUGGAAACUGGGAAGUGGGGAACACCACAAUGGCAUGCUUUACUGCUUGGCAGGCAAGCUU
Molecule: messenger RNA, 1969 nt
Organism: Colius striatus (speckled mousebird)
Lineage: Eukaryota; Metazoa; Chordata; Aves; Coliiformes; Coliidae
Gene: TATDN1
Product: TatD DNase domain containing 1
Exons: 12
Coding region: 636-1613 (325 amino acids)
Cellular component (GO): cytosol
Molecular function (GO): 3'-5'-DNA exonuclease activity
Source: RefSeq, a predicted model, not a curated record